CAGUAAAACCCUGCACACCGCGCUCGGUGCGGCCAGACCGUGCGCAGCGACCUCCCUACAGGUGGUCGCGCCGGUCCCCACCAAGAUGUUAACCAAAGUUCUCCUGAUCCUCCUGGGCAUGUCCAUAGUCCUCCCGUCUAGGAGUGAAGAACCUCAUGUUGAAUCAGAAAAUGGACCCUCUGCCCCUGAUGAUGUCUACGGGCACCAGCCCCAGGCUCCUGAAAACAAACUCCUUUCUGAAGAAACAGUGCCCACCCUUACUGUAGGUUCCUAUCACAGACUUGGGAGCCUGCAAGCAGCCACUCACAUUCUGAACAGUAUCCUGAAUAACUAUGACCACAAACUGCGCCCUGGCAUAGGUGAAAAGCCCACUGUGGUCACUGUUGAGCUCUCUGUCAACACCUUUGGUCCUGUCUCUGUCCUGGACAUGGAAUACACCAUUGACAUUACCUUCUGCCAGACUUGGUACGAUGAGCGCCUCCGUUACAAUGGCAGCUUUGAGAGUUUUGUUCUGAAUGGUGACAUGGUGAGCCAGCUAUGGAUCCCAGACACGUUUUUUAGGAAUUCUAAGAGGACUCAAGAGCAUGUGAUCACCAUGUCCAACAAGAUGGCUCGCAUCCACAAGGAUGGCAAGGUGUUGUACACAAUUAGGAUGACCAUUGAUGCUGGAUGUUUACUCCACAUGCUCAAAUUUCCAAUGGAUUCUCACUCUUGCCCUCUGUCUUUCUCUAGCUUUUUCUAUCCUGAGAGUGAGUUGAUCUACAAAUGGGAAGAUUUCAAGCUUAAAAUCAAUGAGAAGAAUUCUUGGAAGCUCUUUCAGUUUGAUUUUACAGGAGUGACUAACACUACUGAAACUAUCUCAACCCCUGCCGGUGAUUUCAUGGUCACGACGCUUUUCUUUAAUGUGAGCAGGCGGUUUGGCUUUGUAGCCUUUCAAAACUACGUCCCUUCUUCUGUGACCACAAUGCUUUCCUGGGUUUCCUUUUGGAUCAAGAAAGACUCUGCUCCAGCCAGAACCUCUUUAGGAAUAACCUCUGUACUCACCAUGACCACACUGGGCACCUUUUCCCGUAAGAAUUUCCCACGUGUCUCCUAUAUCACAGCCUUGGAUUUCUAUAUUGCCAUCUGCUUCGUCUUUUGCUUCUGUGCUCUGAUGGAGUUUGCUGUGCUCAACUUUCUGACCUACAACUGGACGAAACCCCGUGCUUCUCCAAAACUUCGCCAUCCACAUAUUCGUGCUCGUGCCCUUAGUCCUCCCCGUGCCCAUGGCCAGCAGCAUCCAGAAGCUUUUGUGUGCCGGGUCGAGGACUCGGAGGAGAGUGAUGGAGAGGAGGGCCCAUUUUGCCCAGCCCAGCAGUCUUUCAGACGACGUGCCAUCCAGAAAGCUGGUAAUGGUUGCUUCAAGUGGUGCAAGAAGUACCUGUGCGCGGUCCGCAGCUGUGAGGGCGGCGUCUGGCAGCACGGUCGCCUCUUCAUCCACGUCUACCGCCUGGAUAACUAUUCACGACUCGUUUUCCCAGUGACCUUCUUCUUCUUCAAUGCGCUCUACUGGCUCGUUUGCCUUAACUUGUAGGUGCCAGCUGGUACCGUGUGCACAGCCUCCCCAGUUCCCCAGGAGGUCCCACAGCCCCUUGCAAGGGAGCCAGAGGAAAGCAGCAGCAGCA
Messenger RNA from Lontra canadensis (Northern American river otter), 1664 nucleotides. RefSeq names its product gamma-aminobutyric acid type A receptor subunit epsilon (gene GABRE). Gene Ontology annotation, cellular component: synapse; dendrite membrane; GABA-A receptor complex. Gene Ontology annotation, molecular function: GABA-A receptor activity; benzodiazepine receptor activity; transmitter-gated monoatomic ion channel activity involved in regulation of postsynaptic membrane potential. Bases 86 to 1573 code for a protein of 495 amino acids. Gene Ontology annotation, biological process: synaptic transmission, GABAergic; gamma-aminobutyric acid signaling pathway; nervous system process. The transcript has 9 exons. The record is from RefSeq and is a predicted model, not a curated record. NCBI's taxonomy places the organism in Eukaryota, Metazoa, Chordata, Mammalia, Carnivora, Mustelidae.